Molecule: messenger RNA, 710 nt
Organism: Lolium rigidum
Lineage: Eukaryota; Viridiplantae; Streptophyta; Magnoliopsida; Poales; Poaceae
Exons: 6
Coding region: 1-654 (217 amino acids)
Source: RefSeq, a predicted model, not a curated record
AUGAAGACAACAGUAGUGAAACCAACCAUGAUGUUUCCUAUCAGGGUGAAGAAGGAUAUAGUCCAAAGGACCCGUUCUUUUCCUCUUUUCUUUUCUCUCCUCACACGUGGGCCCCACUGCCACAUCACCAUCUUCUUCAAGUCCAGCGAAGAGACAACGCACGCACGACAGCCCCUACAUCCUCCUCUUCAUUUCCCCUCAAACCGCACAAACCGAGAGCCUCCAGGCUGCUCGAAUUUUGCCUCGCAAUUCCGCGGUACCGUCGCGGUAAAUCGUCCAUUACGCGACGGCGCCAUCUUCGACGGUGAGCACGUCCGCGGGAAGGUUUUCCGGCGAUUUUUCCGGCGAGCUACUGCUCAUGAACCAGAGAACCAUCGACGCCUUAGUUCAACCUUUUGGACAUGGUUGUGCCUCAUAUAUUUGCUGUUAGCCGCGAUGACCAACAGCACCCGACGCCGUUCGUUCCGAGAUAAAUUCCGUUGCCGCCAGCAGAGACCUCCGGGACGACGACGUGACGACCGUAGUGAGCGACGCCGACAACCCCUGAACAAAUCCACAGAGAAGCGCUACACCCUGUGGUCUGGUUCGCCGAGCCCAGCGCCCAUCGUCAACGUCGCCCUCAGAACUGCUCUCGAAAACUGCCGCCACGUUUGAAUGGAGAGCUACGCGUUUUUGAUGAGAGAAGUGAAUGAUCAUCGACUACCAAAAAG